GUUCUCUUAUUAAAUAUUUGUGUGCGAAAUUCCGCGGUUAAUUUGGCAAAAAAGAAAAAAAAAAAACAAAAACAAAAGAUCAUGGACAGAAUCGUAGUGGUCUUUGACUUCGACAAGACCAUCAUCGAAUGCGACUGCGAAAACUUGGUCGUCGACGAGUUGGGCGCCACGGAUCUAUUCAACCAACUUCUUCCAACCAUGACAUGGAACUCUCUCAUGAAUAGGAUGAUGAAGGAGCUUCAUGAACAAGGAAAAACCAUUGAAGACAUUGUGGAGGUCCUAAAACAGACUCCUAUACAUCCAAGAGUUGUUGCUGCCAUUAAAGCUGCUCAUGCUCUCGGGUGCGAUUUAAGAAUUGUUAGUGAUGCAAACGCCUUUUUCAUUGAGACGAUUUUGGAGCAUCUUGGGCUGAUGGAAUGCUUUACCGAGAUCUACACUAAUCCAAGCUUCGUUGAUGAAGAAGGAAGGCUUAGGAUUUUCCCUUUUCAUGUCAACAAGUGUCCCCUUGGCUGGAACCUCUGCCCUCCAAACAUGUGCAAGGGUCUGAUUUUAGAAAGAAUCAGAGCUUCUAUGGCAGCUGAGGGAAACAAAAGGUUCAUUUACCUUGGUGACGGCGUUGGGGAUUACUGCCCAAGUUUAAAGCUCAAAGGGAGAGAUUUUGUGAUGCCAAGAAAGAAUUUCCCAGUAUGGGAAUUAAUUUCUAAGAACCCACAACUUAUUAAGGCCAAUAUCCAAGCGUGGACCGAUGGGGAAGAGCUUGAGAAGACUCUGCUAAGCCUAAUUGACACAAUUUUCAUCGAGGAAAACGCUUCUUUGAUCAUUACACGAUUUGACAACUAGUUGCCAACCGUUUGUGCGCUUUUUGCAAGCUUACUG
Molecule: messenger RNA, 876 nt
Organism: Morus notabilis
Lineage: Eukaryota; Viridiplantae; Streptophyta; Magnoliopsida; Rosales; Moraceae
Product: inorganic pyrophosphatase 1
Exons: 4
Coding region: 82-840 (252 amino acids)
Molecular function (GO): phosphatase activity
Source: RefSeq, a predicted model, not a curated record